AUGUGUCUACUAGAUAACCCCGCGGGUGAGAAACUUCAAAAGAAAACUGUUACACAUUUCAAACAUUUUCAAAGAUUUUUUUCCCCAUUGCCUUCUCCCGCAGACGAUUCUUAAACUACUUUUCAGAUAGGAAUAACACACAUUUUAAAAAAACAGGCGACCUCGACCUCGAAAUAUCAAGAGAAGCAAACUAUUCGCCAAUGGCUAUUCCAACUCAACUCCUGACUCUUCAACAUCAUUUGCAAUCCAACCUGUUGAGAAAGACGGACGGUUGAAAAAAGUAGGAUCGCGCGAGUUUCCUUCCGCACUCAUGUGUUGAAGCCGGUUUUCAAAAAUAUUUAGUUAGGAAUUAAAAACUGUGUUGAUUUUUCGGAAGUAAGCUUAAAUUUUGGAACGUUAUGUGAUUUGUGAGUGUAUGAAGAUGUGACACCCCGAAUUUUUGGAUUCUUGUUUAUUUUUAGAAGAGGAUGAUUGUAGGAAAUAGAUAAAAUUUUUGGUUAAUUAUCGGCAAGCCGAUGAGGAGAGAAGACUAUGCGAGGACAUACGGGCGUCGCACCCACGGGAGUCCUCCUCCUCUUCAAUCUCCUCAAGAUGACCACAGGAGGUCUCGGACCAAAAUGAAAUGCCUCAUCUCCAUAGGACUCAUCUUACCUGCACUGGCCGCUGUCAUUGGUGUCGCUGCAUGGGCUGUGAGUGCGGAUGUGGUAAUGAACUCUGGCAACAGUAGGAACAAGGCAGAUAAUCACAUGAUGCAGAAUUUUCCUAUGGAAAGUGAUCAUCGUAGAGACAUAUUUGGAUCGAAUGAAGAGAGUGAUAAGAUUCGACCCCAGAAUCAAAUGCCUGAGUCAACAACAAAAUUAACAACGACGACAACCACUACAACUACUACAGCAAAGCCAACAACACAAAGCUCAACUACCAUUACUACAACUACGAGCACAACGUCAGCACCUGGAACACUCUCCCCAAAAGAAGAAAACGACGUGAACGCCAUUCUUUCAAAACUCAUAUCGGCAUCUGGGGCUGCUUCUGGGGGAACUGGACCACGAUUUGUGGUGGUUGCCCCAUUACCCGAUGGUACGGAUGCUUUUCAGAGUCCACCUUCAACAUCAACCAUCUCGAGAGCAGAUCAUUCUCAAAAAUCUCGAGAUAAUUCAUGGCACGUAUCUGGUCCGAGUCGGCACGAAUCAGAUCUGCAAACCUCUGCUUCCUCACACAGUAAAAGAAUUGCCCAUUCUACAGCCAACCAGCCGAUUCAUCAAAAAAACCUAACCAAUCGAAUUGGAGCUAGCACAGAUGGCUCGUCUAAUCGCAGAAUCGGUCCUCAACCGAUUGUAAUCUCAGCCAAUGAUUACCACAAUGGAAAUACUUUUAAUGGUCCUGAGAUAGAAAUAACAGGCUUUGAUCCGUUUGAUUCUAUGAUGCAAGAUGCAUUGUCGGCAAGUCCUUCAGCACCCAAAGUACACCAGUCACCAAACCAUCCAACGUACAACAACAAGCGCGGGCCACCACAAGGAAUCUAUGGCAACAGGAAACCUCUACCACUUCAAACAUUCGAUCACAAGCCUCAACAAGUGUUCGAUCCUCACAUGAUGAAUCAAAACAAGCACACUGUUAUCAACAGUCAUAAUCCUGGUUUGGUUGCUCUGCCACCAGGUAUGGGUCCACCUCCCUCAGUAGGCUUAAAGCCGAUUCAAAAGCAAAUGCAUCAUGCAGAUCCACUACAAGCAGCUGAAUCGAAUAGGUGGGGUUAUCACGGCCCUCCUGGUGGUUCUUAUCAUCACAAACCUCCUGAAGGUAUAUCUUUGAGUAUAUCUUCACCCUCACACAGUGGAACACACGUGUCUGCUUCAGAGCCAGUGAGUGUUAUAAAAAGUUUCUUCCUGCCAUUUUUGCCAAAACCAAGAUUAAACAUGAAUGCCAGAGUGGUAUUUGGUGUUGUUCUGGACAAGGGUAUGGGUUUGGGAGGGGGUAAGAAAGAUGCUGGACAUCAUCCUUACCACUAAAAGAAAAAGCCUUUUCCAAAAUCAAGAGAUGAUGUGAUAAUUGAUUCCUACGGAAAUUAUCAGUAGAAUUUUAGUUGCAGUUGAGCUGCGAUUCUUUUGACAAUUUUAUUUGUAUACAUGGCUGAAUUGUUUGAUAUUAUUCAGCCUGUACCAAAUAGCUACAGUCACUAUGUGGUGAAAAAUGCUUUCUUAUUUAUUUCCAUGUCCUAAGUUAGCAGUAAUAAGUUUUAUUUUUCUGAAAAAAUAAAUUCCUGUACCCAUUUCGUUCUUGCGUUGAAUUUUCGCAAUAAAAUUUGCAAAACCUCUCUCGUAAAUAAUAAACAAUAUAUCUUCUUAACCAUUUAAGUUAUUUAUUUUGAGAAUCUCAAAAAACCAGAAAAUGAAAUUUUUUCUACACACAAAUUUAAAUAAUAGUUUACUGAAUAUAUGUAUAAUUUUCAGUAGAUAUUAUUAAUGCAACAACUGUGAAUUCAGGUCUUUGUUCAUGAAUAAUAGUUUAAACAUUUUCUGAUCAGUAUUUUCAAUCUGGUUUUUAAAAUAUCAUACUAAAUUUUAUAACCUUUCUAUUAUGACAAUAUAACAAUUAUUACUGUUGGUAACUAUUACUCGCAAACUUUCCUUACUUAUUCACAGUAUGAUUAUCUUGAAAUUUUAUAAUUUCUUUUCUUUUUCCUAGAUAUUGCCAGUAUCAUAUACGGGAUCAUGAACGGUUUAAUGAAAGUAAAAAGUGGUAGUUUUCUCUUAAAUUACAUUUUGUUUAGCUUAGUUUAAAAUAUUGAUUUCAAAAAGAUAUUAAAAUUAAUUAUUACACUGGCUAGACACAGAUAUUGUUUAUUAGUUUUAUAAAUAUAAACAGUUUUUUUAAAACACCAUCUCCCCGCCCCCCCUCCAGAGUUAGCGUUUACGUGCAAAAUCUGGGAAAAAUAUCAGGACACAACUUUGAGACCACGGGAAUUCGGUAGAAUAUCUCAGAAUUCUAUUUGAUACCCAGAAUUUUCAUAAAAGGACCCUCGAACAAAUCACAUUUUAUUGUAGAAAGAUAGUGAUAUUAAACCAUGAAGUGCUAAAAGUAUAAGAUAUUUUGCUUAUUUAAUGACUUUGUAUGGUAGGUGGAUUAUAUUGGAAUCAUUGAAACCUAAUGAAAGCGUUACUUAACAUAGAUAUUAUUAUUUUGCAUUAAAUAUGUUUCAAUUUUUCUACAUUCUUUCAGCGUUUUGGGCACAAAAAAAUUCUUCA
Messenger RNA from Parasteatoda tepidariorum (common house spider), 3242 nucleotides. RefSeq lists its product as uncharacterized. Lineage: Eukaryota; Metazoa; Arthropoda; Arachnida; Araneae; Theridiidae. The record is from RefSeq and is a predicted model, not a curated record.